AUGUUUAGCUUGCAGCUCGCGCUACUGCAGGUGUUCUUCUUGAUGGUCCCCGAGAGGGUCCUCUCUCAGCCCUCUCCGUCUCCGUCUAAGGCAAUGCCCACCCAUUCGGACCUGGGGCCAAGGACGCAGGGCGGGACCCUUCAAUCCUCGGAGGUUCCUGGGAUAUCUACGGUGGGUCCUACUGUCGUAACCUCCUCGACACCGGAGAAUAAGACCGUGAGCCUCUUCCCAGUCCUACCGAUCUGUGUCUGUGACUUGACUCCCGGUGCCUGUGAUAUAAAUUGCUGCUGCGACAGUGACUGCUAUCUUCUCCAUCCGAGGACAGUUUUCUCCUUCUGCCUUCCAGGCAGCGUGAGGUCUUCAAGUUGGGUGUGCGUAGACAACUCUCUUAUCUUCAGGAGUAAUUCCCCAUUUCCUUCAAGAGUUUUCAUGGAUUCAAAUGGAAUCAAGCAGUUUUGUGUCCAUGUGAACAAUUCAAGAUUAAACUAUCUCCAGAAGCUCCAAAAGGUCAAUGCAACCAACUUCCAGGCCCUGGCUACAGAGUUUGGAGGUGAAUCAUUCACUUCAACAUCCCAAACCCAAUCACCACCACCUUUCUACAGGGCUGGUGACCCCAUUCUGACUUACUUCCCCAAGUGGUCUGUAAUAAGCUUGCUGAAGCAGCCUGCAGGAGUCGGAGCUGGGGGGCUCUGUGCUAAGAGCAAUCCUGCAGGUUUCCUGGAGAGUAAAAGUACAACCUGUGCUCAUUUCUUCAAGAAUCUGGCAGAUAGUUGUACCUCGGAUCCUGCCCUCAAUGCUGCCUCUUACUAUAAUUUCACAGUCUUGAAGGUUCCAAGAGGUAUGAGUGAUCUGCAGAACAUGGAGUUCCAGGUGCCUGUAACACCUGUCUCACAGGCUGGCUCUCCUGUGUUGGCUGGAAACACUUGUCAGAAUGUUGUUUCUCAGGUCAUCUAUGAGAUAGAGACCAAUGGGACUUUUGGAAUCCAGAAAGUGUCCGUCAGUUUUGGACAAACGAACCUGACUGUUGAGCCAGGCACUUCAUUACAGCAAGAUUUCAUCAUUCACUUCAGGGCUUUCCAACAGAGCACAGCUGCUUCUCUUACCGGGUCUAGAAGUGGGAAUCCUGGCUAUAUUGUCGGAAAGCCACUCCUGGUUCUAAGUGGUGAUAUAAGACACUCAAUGACCCUCUUACAGAGCCAGGGUGAUGGAACUUGCGCUAUUAAGAGACAUGAAGUACAAUUUGGAGUGAAUGCAAUAUCUGGAUGCAAGCUCAGGCUGAAAAGGGUGGACUGCAGCCACUUGCAGCAGGAGAUUUAUCAGACUCUUCAUGGAAGUCCCAGACCAGAGCACAUUGCCAUCUUUGGAAAUGCUGACCCAGCCCAGAAGGGAGAGUGGACCGGGAUCCUCAGCAGGAACUACAAUGUUUCAGCUAUGCACUGUACUUCCUGCUGUGUCAUACCAGUUUCCCUGGAGAUCCAGAUUCUGUGGGCAUAUAUAGGCCUCCAAUCCAACCCACAAGCUCAUGUGUCAGGAGCCCGAUUUCUAUACCAAUUCCAGUCCAUACAGGAUUCCCCGCCCGAAACAGAAGUACCUUUGACAACUGUGGUGACUUUUGUGGACAUUACCCAGAAGCCAGAGCCUCCAAGAGGCCAACCCAGAAUUGACUGGAAAUAUCCAUUCGACUUCUUUUUUCCCUUCAAAAUGGCAUUUAGCAGAGGAGCAGACUCUCAAAAAGGCUCCAUCUUUCCCAUUCUUAUCCUGUGUCUCUUACUGCUUGGAGUUCUCAACCUAGAGACUAAGUGA
Molecule: messenger RNA, 1803 nt
Organism: Rangifer tarandus platyrhynchus (Svalbard reindeer)
Lineage: Eukaryota; Metazoa; Chordata; Mammalia; Artiodactyla; Cervidae
Source: the annotation of a GenBank genome assembly